AUGAACUGCGCGUCGCGGCUCACCAACACGCGACCGCUCUCGAUCUCCUCGAACCGAUACGCCUUCUCGUGCUCCGAGUACCCGAGGAAACGACAGCGCACCGACCGAGCGUCGAACUUCGACCGCUUCUCCUUCGGCACGUGCACGUACGCGUGGCACCCGAACACCUUGAGGUUGGCCAGCAAAGGCUUCUUGCCGGUCCAAACGUGGUGCGGCGACUUGUCGAACGUGGCCGUCAUCACCGCUUCUCCCCAGUACUCCUUCGACAACCCGGCGUGCUCCAGCAUGCAGCGCGCACACUCCACCAGCGUCCGAUUCAUUCGUGUUGUCAAGACUGAUGUGACGACGCCCCGCCAAGCGACCGUGUGA
Phytophthora sojae is the source of this 369-nucleotide messenger RNA. RefSeq lists its product as hypothetical. The transcript is spliced from 2 exons. The record is from RefSeq and is a predicted model, not a curated record. Lineage: Eukaryota; Oomycota; Peronosporomycetes; Peronosporales; Peronosporaceae. Bases 1 to 369 code for a protein of 122 amino acids.